Plasmodium knowlesi strain H is the source of this 2748-nucleotide messenger RNA. RefSeq names its product alpha/beta-hydrolase, putative. Gene Ontology annotation, cellular component: membrane. Gene Ontology annotation, molecular function: lipase activity. NCBI's taxonomy places the organism in Eukaryota, Apicomplexa, Aconoidasida, Haemosporida, Plasmodiidae. Bases 1 to 2748 code for a protein of 915 amino acids. The record is from RefSeq and is a predicted model, not a curated record. The transcript has a single exon.
AUGAGCCACUCUCCGAGUGAGCCAUGCCCCCCGAAAGAGGUAAUUCGACCCAAGAGCCACAACACAGCGGCAGCAGAUCUCAGUAGGGAUAAUAUUGCCAAGGAUAAGUUCAAGAAGAGUCUAAGUGAAGAAAAGAGCGGCAAAAAAAAUACCAAGAUCCAGUAUGAUGAUGGGAAUCCAGAAAUCACUUUUUUUGUGAACAAGGAAAAUUUAAAAAUAGCGAAAUAUGCCUGGAGAGUCGAAAAUCCAAAGGCAUAUGUAUUCGCCUUGCAUGGAAUAACUUCCCAUUUGAGAAAUGAAUACCUGAAUUAUAUGGGUAGACCACCAUGGGUUGAUGAGAAGCAACAGAAAGGAGAAAUGGGUAGCUGUGGCAUUGGCAGUGAGUAUGACAUUAUGCAAGGUAACAAUUUCAACUGUUGGGACGGAACUCAGCCUGUCAACAAAUCUGAGUGGAAGGAUGAUAAAGGGAAGCUUAUGCAUGGUGAAGGGGGCGAUAAUUUUGUAAGCCUACCUGAGGAAGGCAGGAACCUUGCUAGGGGAGGGGCGGAAGUCGGAAUCAGCGACAGGGGCGAUGCUGAUGAAAAGCUCAUCACAGGUAAGGGCCUAAAUGUGGUUGCAAAUGCUGGAAUAAGCGGCGAGACACAACCAUUUCUGCACUCGAACAGCGCGAACAAUGAUAACGAAAAAAUCAAGCAGGAGAAAAAAAAGAAAAAAAAAAAAAAAAAAAAAAAAAAAGAAAAGGAAAGAAGAAGAAAAAAAGGAGGACUCUCCCACAGCUUUGAAGAUGACGGAAGUACAGUUGGGUGCUCAUUUAACAAAAUUCUCCAAACCAAUUGGACGAAGGACAUGAAAAUUAUAACCGAGACAAACAACAUCCUGUAUGAUUAUUGUCAACCGAGAGAGGAUAACUGUUCAGGGGCUUCAUCUUCUUGUGACUCCUCGGAUUAUGGAGAAAAAAAAAAUCUCGAGAAAAAGCUAACUAUGUUUUUGUCCUGUUCCUCUUGUAUUACCAACAUAAACGAGGGUGCAAACCACUUAAAUAGCAAAUUGAAUUUUGGGGGCAAAGAAAGCGCUAGCUACCCUAUUUAUAAUAACAAUGGUGCAGGUGGUUGCCCUGAGGAAAACACUGGCCCUGAUGGGAACUAUUCCAAGCAAAUCAAUCUGAACAGUAACAGCAACGACAACAACAGCGAAGAGAGUAGUAGUAAUGACAGCAGCGAAGAUACGAGUAGCGAUGAAGACAUAAUUGAUGACGAAAAUGUUUUGCUACCAAACAAAUCUGAUUCUCAUGUGAAUUACGAUUCUAGUGUCUACUACUGUUCCAUGUGUGGCAUAUGCAACUACUGCAACUGUGGGGUAAGAACACUCUCUUAUAAAAAUAGCUGGAUCGAAAAGUUCAAUCAGAAUGGGUUCUCUUUUUUUGGUAUUGAUAACCAAUCUCAUGGACUCUCGGAGGGGGUUAAAAAUCAUCGGUGCUAUGUAGAAGAUUUUGAGAACUUCAUAGAGGACACACUUCAAGCGUUAGAAAUUUUCAUUCAGGAAUGGAAAGAGAAGGAUGAGUUAAAGCCUAUUAUCAUUAUGGGCUUGUCCAUGGGUGGAUGCAUCGCGCUGAAAACGAUGGAAGCCAUCUUUCGACUGAACAAGGAAUGGAAAAGUUACGUCAAAUCUCUCGUUCUUGUUUCUCCAAUGAUUAGUUUAGGGAAGCAGAAGAGUAAAAUCAGCAACAGACUGCUCAUAUCGGCUACGAAAUUUUUAAAAUACUUUUUUCCUCUCCUCCCGGUAAAUGUAAAGGAAGGUAAUGCUAUGUACCCUUGGAUUAAACAUGAUAGCGAAAUUGACCCCCAUCAGUAUUGUGGACCUCUCCGGAUAAAGAUAGCUGCCGAGUGUGUGAGUGCCGCAGAUAGUUGUUUAACUUAUAAAAACUUAAAGCACAUCGAAGAAAGCGACAUUGACAUUAUGGUGAUUCAGUCGAAGAAUGACUGCCUGGUAGAUCCCAUUGGAGCCAUUGAUUUUUUGAGGAAAAUGAUGCGCCUACACAGUAGGAGAGAGAGAAGACAGAAUGCAUCUAUGUUAGAUGCAGAAAGAAUUCGUUUGGCCAAUUCUGCUUUUUCCACGGAAAUCAAUGAAAAGAAGAAGGAUUCCGUAGGACCUAUCAACUCUAUGUUCAUCGACAGUUCGUGCAACCCUGGGCAGAACGACCUAAGCGGCGAACCGUCCUCUAUGGCACUUCACCGUGAAAGCAGUGAAAACAUGGUCGCAACUGCACAGAUAAUUGGUCAAAGUACAACGGAUGGGAAGAUAUCCACCCAGAAGGACGAGAGGGUAGUGGGAAAAUGCAGGAGCAUUAGCUUUACUACAAAUAGUAAUAACCUCCCAACAGAGAGGCAAGCAUUACUGCACAAUAAGAGGAAAGAAUACUAUCCCCCCAUGCUUUCUAAGUCUUCCUUGUCUAUUGAAUCCUCCAGCCGAAUACUAAGGAAUGAGAGCAACUUGUCGAUAGGCAGUUCCGAAAAUGAUGUCAGGGGAGAAAAAGGCAUAUGGACUUCCUUUGACCACGGUUACUAUAAGUCAUUCAAUUUGAAAAAACUAAAGAGCGUUCACGGGAUGGUGGACCCCCAGGGGGAAGAGCAGUAUAAGAAUAUCAGUGUGUACAUUUUAAAAUACGGCUACCAUACGCUUCCUGGAGAGCCCCAAAGCCGCGAGACUGUCACGCUGCUGGUCGAUUGGCUUAACCGUAUAUGCAGCUGA